GCAAGUGAAGGAAGCUCGGCUGAUUCUCGGCUCACGCCGGCUGGAAGAAAAAAAAGGAGGGCUUUAGGGGCUGGAGAUCGGUGGGCACCGCUGGCUGUGGCUCCCUAAGGCUGGACUGGACAAGCCGUCGCAGGCAGAGGGAAGACGAAUUGGUUGCAAACAAGACCAUCAUUUGAACCAUCAUGGAGCAAGCAGCUGGUGAUCCAAAGGGAGACCAGGUCGCACAUCCACGUUUUACAGAGGAUAUUCCCAAGGCUAAGAAGUGCACGGUGAUUGGAGGCUCCGGGUUCCUGGGGCAGCACAUGGUGGAGCAGUUGCUGGCACGAGGCUAUACCGUCAAUGUCUUUGAUAUUCGCCAAGGGUUUGAUAACCCCCGGGUGCAGUUCUUUGUGGGUGACCUCUGCAGCCAACAGGACCUGUACCCAGCUCUGAAAGGCGUAAGCACAGUUUUCCACUGUGCAUCACCCCCGCCAUCCAGUAACAACAAGGAGCUCUUUUAUAGAGUGAAUUUCAUUGGCACCAAAAAUGUCAUUGAGACCUGCAAAGAAGCUGGGGUUCAGAAGCUCAUUUUAACCAGUAGUGCCAGUGUCAUCUUUGAGGGCAUCGACAUCAAAAAUGGAACCGAAGACCUGCCGUAUGCCAUGAAACCCAUUGACUACUACACAGAGACCAAGAUCUUGCAGGAGAGAGUAGUACUGGAUGCCAACGACCCUGAGAAAAAUUUCUUAACCACCGCUAUCCGUCCCCAUGGCAUUUUUGGCCCAAGAGACCCCCAGUUGGUCCCCAUCCUCAUUGAGGCAGCUAAGAAGGGCAAGAUGAAGUUCAUGAUUGGAAAUGGGGAGAAUCUGGUGGACUUCACCUUCGUGGAGAAUGUGGUGCACGGACACAUCCUGGCUGCCGAACACCUCUCCCAGGAUGCGACCCUAGGUGGGAAGGCAUUUCACAUCACCAACGAUGAGCCGAUCCCCUUCUGGGCAUUCCUGUCCCGCAUCCUGACGGGCCUCAAUUAUGACGCCCCCAAGUACCACAUCCCCUACUGGGUGGCCUACUACCUGGCUCUCCUGCUGUCCUUGCUUGUGAUGGUGAUCAGUCCUGUCAUCCACAUUCAGCCCACCUUCACACCCAUGCGGGUCGCACUGGCUGGCACAUUCCACUACUACAGCUGUGAGAGAGCCAAAAAGGCCAUGGGGUACCGGCCGCUGGUCACCAUGGAUGAUGCCGUGGAAAGGACUGUGCAGAGUUUUCACCACCUGCGGAAGGUCAAGUGAGGCACCCUGCCGAUGAGUGCCUGCACCUCCGUCCUCCGCGUGCUGCUGAGUGAAUAGCCUGCAAGUGAGUUUCUUCUGAGCUGUGACUCGUGCUUGUUGGAUGAAAGCAUACUGGGGGCUCCUUCUAUGACGGCGAAAGUGACAAGAACAGCAUACAUUUCUCUUAUCAGACCGUUGCAUUUCUUAAAGCAAGCAGAUUCAUAUUCUUCUGUUGUGAUCUCAGAAAAGGUACCUCUUUCCCCCUCUCUCUCCUUCAUUAUCACAAAGACUACCCAGAAAUCACCCAAAUCAUUUCAGUGUCGGGAAGCUGUAGGAACGAAGCAACCCAUUGUCUCAUGGCUUUCAUUUCCUUGCUGACCAAUAGUACAGUGAAAGCCCCAAGACUGCUCAAGAAGCCGCAGACACACAGUGAGACUUCAAGUGUGCAUUGCAUAUUAGCACGGUUUUGUAUAGAACAGAAGUGUGAAUAACCCCUCAGUUCCUACUGCUUCCUGACCUCUGUGCAUGCUUCCAAGUCUGUCCGGGCUUCUGCAGUGCCUGCUGGCAUUGCCUUUUCCAUAAAACGUUCCCUUUUACCAGCAGAGUCUGAUGGUGGUUGUUGCUGCCCAGUUGUGUGCCGUUCGCUGUUCCGCUCCGCCUUGAGCAGCUGCCUUCUUCUCUGUGGCGGUUGGGUAGAAAUUUGAUGGGGUGAUGCGGCUCACCUCAUAGAAGCCUUCCGGCCAACUUGCUAAGAGCACAGCACAGAUAGCAGUCCAGCCUUUUUGGUUUUAUGGGGACAUUCUCUCCCCAAACCUGGACUCUUCUCAGACUAAUUGAAAUGUAAUCCUAAAGAAUUCCAUUCUCUUCUUUGUCCAUGGGCAGGAAUGGAGAAAAAUAAACUGAAGAUGUACAAGCCAA
Jaculus jaculus (lesser Egyptian jerboa) is the source of this 2165-nucleotide messenger RNA. RefSeq names its product NAD(P) dependent steroid dehydrogenase-like (gene Nsdhl). Gene Ontology annotation, molecular function: 3-beta-hydroxy-Delta5-steroid dehydrogenase (NAD+) activity. NCBI's taxonomy places the organism in Eukaryota, Metazoa, Chordata, Mammalia, Rodentia, Dipodidae. The transcript has 8 exons. Bases 183 to 1268 code for a protein of 361 amino acids. Gene Ontology annotation, biological process: steroid biosynthetic process. The record is from RefSeq and is a predicted model, not a curated record.